This is a messenger RNA of Cuscuta epithymum, 2329 nucleotides long. The record is from the annotation of a GenBank genome assembly. Lineage: Eukaryota; Viridiplantae; Streptophyta; Magnoliopsida; Solanales; Convolvulaceae.
UUGGCUAAUUGGCUUUCUAAAAAUGUUUGCAGUUCGUUCUCCAAACAAGGCCCAAAAUUUGCUGACUAAUUUUUAACAUCUGCCCUGUCAAACCCUGAGCUCAGUCAAUCCCACACUUCCGAAGACAUCCGGCCACCUAUAUCCGCCUCGAUUUUCCGGCGAUUUAUAUUGAUCUUCUGAGGAGGCGCCCGGGAGCAUUCACACAAUGACUUGCGGUUCUCAGGUCGCGCGUCACUGCAGAAAGAUAAGAAGCACUUCUAGUUUGGUAAAGCAUGAUUGCGGAGUAUCGGUUCGCUGGUUUGGAAGUGACACAAGGCUCUUGACCAGUAAAGGAGAUGAUACUUCAAGGUUGAGACGACCUCAUUUUGCAACUGGUCACAAUGAGAGUGUCUUGAAAUCACCCCAACCGACUAAAUCAAGCAUGCUGGGCUUCAAAAACAGUCAUAGAACAAUGAGUCCCACAACGGUAUCAUUUAUGAGGACACCCAAGGAAGAUGUAUCAGUGAAUUGCAUGUUACACAGCAGAAUGUCUUCAUGUUCACAGAUGCACCUGAUUAGAGGGUUUUCAGCUAAUGCAGAUCUUCCUCCACAUCAAGAGAUUGGGAUGCCCUCACUUUCGCCGACAAUGACAGAGGGAAAUAUUGCUCGGUGGUUGAAGAAAGAGGGUGACAAAAUAUCUGCUGGAGAAGUACUUUGUGAAGUUGAAACAGAUAAAGCAACUGUAGAGAUGGAAUGCAUGGAAGAAGGAUAUCUUGCUAAGAUAUUGCGUGGUGAUGGAGCUAGUGGGAUUCAAGUUGGUGAGGUAAUUGCCAUAACUGUUGAAGAAGAGGAGGACAUUGCGAAGUUUAAAGAAUAUCAACAUUCAACAUCAGAUGAUGCACCUGCACCUUCACCUGCACCUGCACCAAAGAGCCCUCCACCCCCACCCAAAGAAGAGGUUACGAAGGAACCAACCUCUUCAGAACCAAAAGUUUUUCAACAAAGUACACCUUCAUCUGACCGCAUCUUUGCUAGUCCUCUUGCUAGGAAACUAGCUGAAGAUCACAAUGUACAUCUGUCAAAUAUUAAAGGGACCGGUCUUGAGGGGCGCAUUGUCAAGGCUGAUAUUGAAGAUUACCUUGCUUCUCAAGGGAAGGAAGCUCCAUCAGCAGGACCGAAGGUUGACACAAAUUUGGAUUACACUGAUAUUCCCCAUUCACAGAUAAGGAAGGUUACUGCAUCUCGCUUAUUGCUAUCAAAGCAAACAAUCCCCCAUUAUUAUUUGACUGUGGAUACUUGUGUUGACAAACUGAUGGAAUUGCGUUCAAAGCUUAAUUCCUUACAAGAAGCAUCUGGUGGGAAAAAGAUAUCCAUCAAUGAUCUUGUAAUUAAGGCUGUUGCUUUGGCUCUUCGAAAAGUUCCUCAGUGCAACAGUUCAUGGACCAAUGAGUGCAUCCGCCAGUAUCACAAUGUGAACAUCAAUGUUGCAGUACAGACAGACAACGGCCUCUAUGUACCAGUUAUCAGGGAUGCUGAUAAGAAAGGCUUGUCCACUAUUGGAGAAGAAGUGAAGCAUUUAGCACAGAAAGCAAGAGAAAAUAGCUUAAAGCCAUCUGAUUAUGAGGGUGGCACUUUCACUGUAUCCAAUUUAGGAGGGCCGUUUGGCAUUAAACAGUUUUGUGCAAUAGUUAAUCCUCCUCAAUCAGCCAUUCUAGCAGUGGGAUCUGCUGAGAGAAGAGUUGUACCUGGUUCUGGUGCUGAGCAGUUUAAGUUUGCCUCUUUGAUGUCUGUGACAUUAAGUUGCGAUCAUCGGGUUAUCGAUGGUGCUAUUGGCGCAGAAUGGCUUAAAGCAUUUAAAGGCUACAUUGAAAACCCUGAGUCUAUGUUGCUGUAAAUUGGCAGUUACUGUUUUUCGCUCGUUUCUUUUUCACGCAAAGAAAACACAUUUAUUCAAAACUGCAAAGUUGAUGUAUUUGCCUGAUUUUAUUAUAGCUUAUUUAGAAGCCCUGUGCCUGGAAGGCUAGAAUAUGAUUGAUUUCAUUUCGAAUAAUGGGUCCAAAGCAUGAAUCCCCCAAAAACCUUUGGAUUUUGCAGGAUGAUAUAGGGACAUUCUUUUUUACGAAGAAUUUAGUUGCUAAUUAUCCCUUUUAUACUGUGAAGACCUUGUCAGGCUUAACUUAGUUUCAUGCAAUAAGUGAAGCUGGCCGUGUACAGCAAUAGUUGUAUUAUCGCACUUUUUGAGAGGGUUUAUUGAGGAAAGUACAAUUCAUUAACUGCUUGGAAGGAUGUCAUUCUUGCUUUUGGGAAUAUUAUGAAAUGUGUCUUUUUCUACAUUUUCUAUUUUGGUCUC